AUGCUCGAGAUUUCCAAGGCCAUGGCUUUCUCGUUGACAGGGAUCAGCCCUGGCAGUACUUCUAUUCUCUACGUUGCAGUCCUGAUAUGCUCAGCUCUUGUUCUUGUCUUUUACAAAUCCUGCUACAACGGCCACACUCUCCCCCUACCACCUGGUCCUGCUCCACUUCCAAUAAUCGGCAAUUUGCAUCAAUUGACUGGCAAUCCCUAUGAGAAGUUUGAGAAAUGGCACAAAAAGUAUGGACCCUUCAUCAGCCUUCGUGCUGGACAGCGAACCGUCAUUGUUAUCGGUUCCUAUGAGACUGCACACGCCCUGCUAGACAAACAAAGUGCCGUGUACAGCUCCCGUCCCGAAUUGCAUAUCGCGUCGAAGCACCUUGCGAAAAACAUGUCGAUGGCUUUGUUACCCUUCAGCAAAAAAUGGCAGGUUCAUCGCCGUAUUGUUGUAUCACUGCUUAACUCGGCUGUGAACAAACGCUACCAAUACGUUCAAGACAUCGAGAGCAAGCAAGUGGUCCAUGACCUUUUGACUUCUCAGGACUUUUCGUCGAGCUUUGAAAGAUACUCCACGAGCUUGGUAUUUACUCUGGCAUAUGGCAUUCGUUUGGAGAGCAUCAUACGGCCGGAGAUCUCGGAGAUGAGAUUCGUCAUUCACUGUUUGUUAGAAGGCUUGAAGAAUAUCACCAUGGCAGUGGUUGAGUUGUUCCCGGUACUUGAUUACCUGCCUGGAUUCAUCGCCCCUUGGAAGCAAUUCUGGCAAGAAAGACACAAUCGAACGAUUCAAUUCCUACGCAAGAAUUUGCACUACGCGCUGUCAACACAAAAGUCGUCUUGGACAUGGGCACGUGAAGUGCAACAGGCACUACAUAACGCAGGAGAAACUGAUGAUGCACAGGUUGCCUAUUUGGUGGGCACUAUGAACGAAGCUGCCGUCGAGACCACGUUAGGCACCUUGCGCACAGCAAUCAAGGCCCUUCUUUCAAAUCCCGCCGUCGCCAAAAAGGCCCAACAAGAGAUCGACAGCAUAGUAGGCUCCGAUCGUCUUCCUCAAUUCGAAGACUUGCCUAAAAUGCCGUAUAUGGAGGCUUUGAUGAAGGAGGUUUUACGUUGGCAGCCAGUCACGCCGUUAGGCGCUCCUCAUUCUACCGAUACGGAUCAGGAGUACAUGGGAUACCGGAUUCCACAAGGCUCAAUAAUCAUGCAGAAUUUUUAUACAAUGGUUCACGACAGCAAUGUUUGCCCCGAACCGUACCAAUUUAAGCCAGAAAGAUGGCUCGAAACCCCUGACUUACAAGUCUUUAGUCCAUUUGGCUAUGGUCGCCGAAAGUGCCCUGGAGAAUACAUGGGAAAAAAUAGCCUGUUCAUUGUGGUUUCUCGCAUAUUAUGGGCAUACAACAUCAACCAUAUGAUUCGCGAUGGUCAAACCGUCGAGGUUGAUGAGUGGGAUAUUGAACAUCACUUUACAUCGGCUCCGGCUCCAUUUGAAGUGUCAUUUGAGGUACGAGAUGAGCGCCGACGCGAAAUAAUUGAGCGAGAAUUCCAGGGUAUCGAAAAGGAUGCAUCUCGAAUCCUUCACGAAAUUGCACCAGAAUGUAACGAUUGA
Messenger RNA from Talaromyces amestolkiae, 1602 nucleotides. RefSeq lists its product as uncharacterized. The coding region runs from base 1 to 1602 and encodes 533 amino acids. Gene Ontology annotation, molecular function: monooxygenase activity; heme binding; iron ion binding. The record is from RefSeq and is a predicted model, not a curated record. The transcript has a single exon. Lineage: Eukaryota; Fungi; Ascomycota; Eurotiomycetes; Eurotiales; Trichocomaceae.